AUGUACACGAAAGAUAAUAAGGAAGUAGUGAUGGUGUAUGAAAAAAAUAAGCAGAUGCUUAUUGAUGAAACUGGGGAAAAAUUCACUAACAAACAAUCUGAAAAUCUUGAUUUAACUGGAUCACCGCUCAAACUAGAUUUGAGUUUACACACUGUACUUGACGAAACCUUUUCAUCUGAUGAACCACAGUUAUGGACUAAAGAGGAAGGAUCCCAUGGUCCUAUAAGCAUAGAUAAAGCAAGAGAAAUUGCUAACCUUUACAACUCUAACCGUUUAGAAUCAACAGAGGAAACACUGCCAAUGUGGAUUCUAACCACGCCUACAGAUCAAAUCAAAGCUCUGUUACUAUAUGUUCAACCAGAUAAAAGAAAGUUCAACCGAGGUAUUGUGACAUACGAAGGGUCUCGUGGAUUUGAAGACAUUGAUAUUGGAGAAUUGGUAGAGAACUAUGCUAAGGAAGAGAAUUUGAGUAUUGAUUCGAUAAAUAUUACAAUAGACUGCAAGUACAUCAUAACCGGUGUAUCAUACAGUUCCUAUAAUUCAGAGGAACUAUUAAAUAUCCCACACAGCGGCCUAACACAGUUAAAGUGUGAAUGGAAUACGAAAACCCUUCAGACACCUUAUAUUAGCUGUAAAGUGCUUUUUGAGCAGGAGGUGAUAGUUGGACAUUUAGCUAGUCCAUGCAAUGCUGUGUGGAAGUCCGUAUGCGCCCUACACAAUCUCAAUCAGAUAUUAGUUGACAUGACUGCGGCUGGAUUCAAUACUGUCAAUUUGGAGACAGCUCAAAUAAGAGCCAACAUUCAAAACGCGAAACAUCCGAACAACGCUAAACGCCUCACCGAUUUGCUGAACGAAACUGAACUCUAUGCCUACACUGCAGAGUGCCCGGCCGGCGGCUGCAUCUGUGUCGACGAGGACACGACCAGCCUCGGCCAGUGCAUGACUCGGAUGAACACGAACGGCUCGAGUAAUGACUUCACGUACAAACUGUGGGAUAUAUUGCGCGAUUGUGAAACAGCCGAGGAACUCAUAACAUUGUUAUUGGAAGCUCUUAAAUUCAUAUCCUCUGGAAAAAUAAGACCAUUUAUAGACGCAAACAACAAAACUUUCUUGUCGAAAAUAGUUCUCAAACUAUCCAGAGGUCACUCUCAAACGUCCAAGGUCUUGAAGAAUCUUCGAUCAAGUCCACCACAAGCGCUAUCCUUGGUCGCUCAAGUCGGUAUAGAAAAGACCAUGUGGGAGUACACCAAAGUAAUGUCCCUUCUGGAGCAUUCCUUCUAUAUAGCAGGCAUCUGGAACACCGAUGCCAGGAGCCACGAGUCAAUAGAGCAGAUCAACCAAACGAUACAAGACAUGACGAUGAGCGGUGGCGAUUUCACCCUCAACCCGUUCGAGAGUCUCAGCGCCGGAGAGAACUCGAUACGACUAGACGCGGACUCGUUCUACGUUGACGAUGCCAACGAAUUGACCGUCGAUGAUUUCGCGUCCCUGAAGAAGCACGGUCUCGUCAGCGACAAGAAGGACGUUAAUGAGGUACCCUUAAUAACGGACGAAAUAGACAUAAAUCCUUGGAAGAAUUUACUAACAAAGUUCGCUCAAGUACACGUCUGCUUAGAACACUUACAUCGGGCAGAGACCAGCCUUAGAUCUGACUUUGAAAGUCUAAAGCCUGUAGCAUCGAAGCUUCUAGAACAUUAUGUUGCGGAUAAAUCACCGAUUCGUACAGUUGGACAGCUUCUGAGCGAUCCGGUGCAGAGGAUUGCUAUGUCAAUAUCAAACAACAUAGUACAAGAUCAUUUGAAGAAACCCGCUUUCUGGUAUCGCGUGGAAAUGACAAGCAAUGAACGUCAAACAGAACAAUGCUUCAAAAAGGAAUCUAAAGUAGUGUACGUGUUUUCACAACAACCAGUAUUUUCGCCUUCAGUUUGGCAACAUUUAGAGCCACAUGUUGACGAAGUUGCAGAAGUGACCAUUACAGCAGCUGAGGAGCUAAAAUAUUAUAUCACCAAGUACAAAUAUAUUAGUAAUAAGAUGAUGAAUAAGAUAGUUUUAAAAUAAUUUACAACAGCUUUUAAAUUUGGAAAGUUUUGUUGUAUAGUAGAGCGUAUAGGCAGCCCGCGCUCGCAGGUUCCGAUAUCUCGCUUGUUUUAAGCUAAAUUGUAAACAUUUAUCAGAAUGUAGUACAACGCCAUCUAUCGCACGUAGGCUUAAAUUAUUUUAUCGAAACAAGAUGUCGACGUGAAAUGUGAUUAGGUAAUUAUUUGUAAAACAUUUUUGUAAAUAUAGAGAUUAAGCAUAGCUUAA
Bombyx mandarina (wild silkworm) is the source of this 2304-nucleotide messenger RNA. It is a transcript of the gene Zwilch, whose product is annotated as zwilch kinetochore protein. The record is from RefSeq and is a predicted model, not a curated record. NCBI's taxonomy places the organism in Eukaryota, Metazoa, Arthropoda, Insecta, Lepidoptera, Bombycidae. Gene Ontology annotation, biological process: mitotic spindle assembly checkpoint signaling; protein localization to kinetochore. Gene Ontology annotation, cellular component: RZZ complex.